This is a messenger RNA of Vicia faba (fava bean), 375 nucleotides long. Lineage: Eukaryota; Viridiplantae; Streptophyta; Magnoliopsida; Fabales; Fabaceae. The record is from the annotation of a GenBank genome assembly.
AUGGCCGACAACACCAGAAUGAAGGAGCUUGCAGCUGAGGUUAAACGCCAAGGCGAAGUUUUAGAGAAGAACGAACAGUCAAAUGCAGCUCGUUUUGCGAGAAUGGAGACGAUGCAGUUAUCACCGGAGUCACGCUUUGUGGAGUUGUCGAAAUCUAUGGAAAUGAUGCUGAAACAGAUGCAAGCUCUCAAUGUCACCCAUGGAAGCACGAACUCAGCGUCUCAGACAUCAACCAUAUCUCACUCAUCAUCGUCGGGACAUGCGGCUCCAACACCUCCAUUUCAUGUUCGCAACAUUAAGCUAUCCGAAGAGAUUGAUUAUCGCUUCUGUCCACCUAGAACAAGAAGUUGUUCCGUGGUUCCAAAUGGUUACUAG